CGCGACAUCCGGACCCGCCCCUUCCCCCGCUUCCGCCGCGCCCCACGGGACUUCCGCCGGGAGCUCCGGGAGGCGGCCUUUCCCCGUCGCGCGGCGCCUCGGGCCGCGCGGGUCUCGGGGCGUCGGGGAAGGCCGGCCGGGUCCGCGUUGCCGCUGCUGCCGAGGCCGGCCAGGGUUCCGGGCGGACCCCGCGGGCUCAGGCAGGCGUUGAGACGUCUGGUGUGGCGCAGCCCACAGCCGACCGGAAGCCGGCCUUCACAGACGGACGGCCCGCUGUCCUGAGGGAGGGUGACCGCGCCAGCGCUCUGGGGAGGCCCGCCAGGACCGUGAGGGUCCCACAGUUGCUCCGUCAGUGGAAGAGUCCAGAAAAGGCCAUUUCUAAGGUCCUCCCUCCUCGAGCUGCCUGUCGCCUCCCUGGCCCCACCUUGAGGAUGGACCUGCCAGACACAGCUGGAGACCCCACCAGCGACCCUGUUGUGACCGAGGGCUGUUCUGCCGGCCCGGACCCACUUCUGUUCCUGCAGGCCCUGCAGAUGCUGUGGUCCACGCGGGAGCUGCGGCAGCUCCGGGAGGAGGCUCGGCGGGGCUUCGCGGCCCUGGCCGACCCGCGGACGGUGCUCCUGGACGUGCUGGAGAGCAGCAGGGGCUGGCAGCAGAAGGGCCCCUCCCUGGAGGCCUGGCUUACCUGGGAGCUGGCGCACUGGCUGUCCACACAGCCUCUCCCAGGGCUGGCCCAGGGCAGCUCGGGGCUGAAGCAGCUGCAGGCCCGUGCUGUCAGAGUCCUCACGGAGAGCCCCCCUGGCCUUGUGGAGCCGCUGGUCAGCAUCUUCCAGCUGCAGGACGCAGACCGGGGCCCCCUGCUGACUCACGUCCACAGGCUCCACCAGGAAGGCAAGUUCAAAGAAGCUGCUCUGCUGGGCCUGAAGCUGAGGCUGCAGCCACUACUCGAUGUUGAGAAGAUGAGCUCCCCGCUGCUCCUGCAGGACAGGAUGGCCCUCGCACAGCGCUACGUAGCCGGCUUUCCAGACCUCCAGAGGAGGCUGCUGGCCCUCCUGGACUCCUGGUGCCAGCCCGGCUUUGACAUCAGAGUCGUGGCCAGGCAGUUCCCGCAGGUGACCCCCCUGCGGCUGGAGAGGCUGAGCCCCGGAGUGCUGAGUCGGCAGGUUCUGAGCCUGCUGGAGCGGCAGGGCCUGGACCCAGGCUCCGACCCCCUUGCUCUGCGGUGUGGCCUCAGGUUCCCAAGCGGCCUCCUGGGGGCAGGAAGGAGGAGGAGCGGUGCGCCAGAGUCACCGGCCGGCCAGCUGCGUGUGGACGGUGGCCCCACCACAAGGGCACUCCCCGUGCUGAAACUCUGUGUCCCCACACCGUCGCUCAGCAGCGCCUGGCAGCCCUGCGCCACCUGUGCCGUGAGCAUUUCGUGGAGGGCAGCUGGUCUCGGGAGAACUGGACUGAGCACGUGCUGGCCCUGGUGGGACAGGACGAGCAGCUGCAGGACGAGGUGCGGCGGUGGCUGGCGUCUCCCGACAACCAGGCUGUGGCCGCCCAGUGCGCCCUGGACCUCUCGCUGCCUGAGGCGCAGCUGCCAGCCUCGGUGGCCACUGAGCUCCGCCGGCUCAAACUCCAGGGGCGGGCUGCUGAGGUGCGCUCCGAGAGCCGGAGGGAUGGUUACUAUCAGCUGCCCAUCGCCAGCGGGGACAUCCACUUCCUGGCCUCCUGGGAGGACCUCGCCAGGCACGAGGAGGAGCUCCUACAGCCCGGCCAGGUGCUCGCUGUGGACCUGGAGUGGCGACCCUCGUUUGGCACAGGGGGCCGGCCGCAGGCGUCCGUCCUGCAGCUGGCCGUGCAGGGCCGUGUGUUCCUGCUGGACCUGCCUGUGUUCUCACGGCCAGUGGGAGGGCAGGUGUCCCAGGCCUUCUCCAGGCUGGUCUCCCAGAUGCUCUCGGAUCCCUCCAUCACUAAGUUGGAUGCGGGUGGCAGACAAGCCGGCUCUAGGCAGAGGUGAGGCCAGGGGGCCGCGGGGCCUCAGCCUCCUGGUGCAGCAGGUUCUGGGCAAGCCCCUGGACAAGGCGCAGCAGCUCUCUAACUGGGACCGGCGGCCACUGAGCGAGGGGCAGCUGGUGUACGCAGCUGCUGAUGCCUACUGCCUGCUGGAGGUGUACCAGGCUCUGUGCAGAGAACCUGCCCGGUUCUGCCUGUCUGAGGACCUGGCCAGGAGCCUGAGGCCAGCGAACAGUGAGAGGCCAGAGGCCUGGGAGCUGCCCGGCCUGCAGGAGGCCUCAGCCUCGCCUUGGCCGAACACAGCGGCUCCCGGUUCUUCUCAGGGUCGGCCCUCAGAGCUCUCACCCCCGUCAAGACCAGGAAGGGGGUCAGGGGCCCGCGGGCUGAGCCAAGCCGUGUGGCGGGAGCCUGUGGCUGAGAAGCAGGACGCCGCCCCCGAGGUCCCCGUCAGGGCCUUCCGUGCUGUGUGCGACAGCAUGCUCCAUGGGCUGGCCCGGAGCCUGCGCUGCCUGGGGGCCGACGUGCUGACGCUGGGCGCCGGUGAGGACCACCGCAGGGCUGCAGAGGUUGCCAGGCAGGAGGGAAGGAUCAUCUUGACCUCAGGGCUGCCGUACCACAAGCUCCGGGCCCAGGUCGGGGCUGGGCGCUGCAUGUCCGUGGACUGCUCCCUCAAGGCCCGGCAGCAGGCAAAGGCCGUGCUCAAGCAUUUCAACGUGCGCGUCACCCCUGCCGACAUCUUCAGCCGCUGCCAGGAGCCCCACCUGACCUCGGCACCCCUCUGUCCCCAGGAGCCCCGCCUGACCUCGGCACCCCUCUGUCCCCAGGCCUGUAACUGUGACCAGUACCUGAAGGUCUCCAAGGAGAUGAUGAAGCAGCUGGUGUGGCUUGGCAGCCAACGGGAAGUCCCUAGCAGCACAGGUGAUGAGGCCAGCCCCAGCACAGACUUACAGGAGGCAGGCUCAGCCCCGGAGGAGGCCCCUGAGAGCCGCACCCAUGACCUGCCCUGCCGCUGGCUGGAGGCGGCCGACCUGCAGUCCCACGCGCCCGCCGUCCUGGGCAACGGCACCCGACUGCAGCUGGCGGGGGUCCCGGAGGGCGUGCUGCAGCGGCCGGGCCCCCGCCCCUUCUACUGCUGCACCGGCUGCGGCAAGGUCUUCUGGGAGGGCUCCCACCUGGGCCGCAUCACCACACAUUUCCGCGAAGUCCUGGAUGGGGCCUCCAGGCCCUGCCGCCCCCCGCCCUGCCCUGUCAGCGGCACCCUCUGAGGACCGGGCCCCGGGCCCCGCUGGUCUGCAUCGCCCUCCCAGGCUCCCUGCACACACCCCAGGGCUCCCCACCGCAUGCCAGCAGGGUUCCGGCCCCGCACAGAGCCUGGGGCAAGGUGGAGGGGCUCAAGGUUUUCCACACGGGCAGGAUGCUCGGACCCUGCGCCGAGAGCCGCCUGGCAUUCGGGAAUGAGGCCGGCGGAAGCGGGAAGGAUACGCCUGGCAGAGGAAACGGCACAAAGGCCCAAGGGGGGCCCAAGUGGCUCCCCGAGCAUGGGGCUCAGUGGGCUGGGGGGGCGGGGGCACAGGCCCCCCCACCGUGCCCGUGGCCCUCUCCCUUUGCUGUGGCAGCCCCUACCCCCGAUCCCGCCACUACCCCACUCUGCUGGCAUUCUCAGGCCAAGGGCCAAGCCUCCAGGCCAAGCAGGGCAGGACCUUCCUCCCUUCCCCCAAGUAGUUCCCAGCCAGGCUGGCCCUCUGGGGUCCUCCAGUUCCUGGGGAGUAAUAUGGUGGGGGGGAGCUUCCCAGGGACAGGGUAGCCAGGCGACGCAGCCACCCUCUAGGAAGACAUCCAUUGUGUACUGGAAGGCCAUGGCCUGGAGGGGAGGUGGCCCCUCUGAGUCUGUGGCUCUGGCCCCCUUGCUGGCCUCCUGCCCCCACCCCCUGCCACAUGGAGGCCGGGCGGCCUCCUCUCGUGAAAGAGGCAGCAACGAAGUCAGAGGGCGGCUGCACACAAGACUCUCUACUUCAUCCACUCGGAGGGAAACUGAGGCGCAGGCACUCAUGGCUGGCACCCCGAGGGCGCAUGGGCACUGGUGCCAGGUGGGCAGGGAGAGGAGCCUAGACAGCACCUUGCCCUCGCUGCCCCCUCCUGGCUCACCCCCCAGGAAUGUGCCUCCCCCCCCACAUCCCUUUCCUGUCCUUCCUGCCUGGAGCGGAAACCGGCUCCGAUUUGGCUGAGGAGCCCAGGCGGAAGCUUCAGGGCUGCUGGGGCCUGGGAGCUGGGGCGGGGUUGCCGCCUCUGCCCAGGGCGGGGAACACCUGCAGGCCCAGGUGUGAUGGCCUCAGACCAGGUGGGCACUGGUCGUGCCAGGCCUGCCCCCGCCCGGGCUGGGGGUCAUGCUGAAA
Mustela erminea (ermine) is the source of this 4391-nucleotide messenger RNA. It is a transcript of the gene EXD3, whose product is annotated as exonuclease 3'-5' domain containing 3. NCBI's taxonomy places the organism in Eukaryota, Metazoa, Chordata, Mammalia, Carnivora, Mustelidae. Gene Ontology annotation, biological process: nucleobase-containing compound metabolic process. Bases 432 to 3263 code for a protein of 943 amino acids. Gene Ontology annotation, molecular function: nucleic acid binding; 3'-5' exonuclease activity. The record is from RefSeq and is a predicted model, not a curated record. The transcript has 23 exons.